Messenger RNA from Podarcis lilfordi (Lilford's wall lizard), 35262 nucleotides. The record is from the annotation of a GenBank genome assembly. NCBI's taxonomy places the organism in Eukaryota, Metazoa, Chordata, Lepidosauria, Squamata, Lacertidae.
AUGUCCAACAGUGCCAGCAUCCCUGGCCAGAGAAGAGCAGCACGGGGCGUGGAAGAUGCAACCAGUAAGAAGAAGCAGAAGGACCGAGCCAAUCAGGAGAAUAAGGAAGGCGAGAGACCAGUUGGCAGUGACUCAAAGAAAGGUAUGGUUUUGUGCUAUAGGUACCUAUUACUCUAUGUUUAAAUCCAGUAUAAAUACUAUGUUUGUAUAAGUAUGCUGGAUCAAUUGAAAGGUUGAAAACUAUGUGCAUAAGGCUGAUUACUGUAGAGCAAAUGGAGGGAGUACCUUAAGUUAAGGCUCAAAAGGACUCAGGGCUGGAAAAAUACUUGUAAAGUUCCUCUAUAUCACUGUUACAUACUUUUUGUUCAGUGCAGAAAGUAUGCGAAACUUUCCAGAAAGUGCUACACAGAACCUGGCUGUGACACUGUCUCUGCGCAAAAUGUUUACAGUCAAAUUAUGCUCGCAAGACCAUAACUUUACUCUCCAUCAGUUAAUCAGGAGUAAUUGCCGUCUGCCAUUUGCCAGACUCACACCCACACCAUACAUUUAAAACACAUGGCUUUCCUCAAAUAAUCAUGGGAACUAUUAUUUAUUAAGGGUAGUGGAUGGUAUACAAAUUUAAUGAAGUUAGCAGUAGUUGUAGUUGUUAUAGCUCUGUACAGGGUAAGUACAGUUCCCAGGAUUCCUUGGGGGAAGAAUGUGCUUUAAAGGUGUGUUGUGGAUGUCAUGGCCAUGGUUGUAAUAAAUUUGAAUCCCCACUCUAUCUACAACUCACACUGAGGGAAUUAAGUCACCCUUCAACCACUCGUAACAAGCAUAAUUUUAAGAGUUGCUUAAAUAAGUGAGAAGGACAAAGUGUUCCAUGUUGUGUGAUUUUUGAAUAUACAGCCCAAGUACGAUAGGCUGCACUAAAUGUGGAAGCAGAGCCAACAGAUGGCAUGGAGGUGUGGUGUAUGCGCGUUGAUAUUGUCCAAGAAAGACCUUCCUGAAGAGGUGGGAAUGGAAGAGAGCUCUAAAAGGUGGGCUCAGUGGGUUUGGCAAAUGCAGAAGGGAAAAUUGCUCCAGGAAUAGAAAGGAUCACAGCACAAGACACACGGGUGUAAAUCAGGAGUAGGCAAACCGUUUGCUUCCAACUGCUACAUUUGGGGCAAUCCAGUCAGAUGGGUGGGGUACAGACAAACAAAUAAUAAUAGUAAUAAUAAUUCAUUGGGGAUGGGCAGUGGAUGAGGGGGCAUACACUUUCACAUGCACACACACAGAUGCACACAGAGCGCCAAAGGAGGCAAGCAAGAGGAUCACAGUGAUGCCAUUGUGGUUCUCCCAUUCCUUGUGUCUAGGAAAAGCUCUUUGGCUUUUACCAACAGCAAUCAGCUGCUGGGGAUGGGAGAGGGACAGGCAUGUUGUGGGCAGUGAUUCCGUUGGGCCACUCCUUACACCCCAGCUGACAGGGGCUGACAAUCUGUUUGGUGGACUGAAGGGAGCACAGCUGCAAUGAGGGAGAAGGCACACCUAGACAGCCAUCCCAGUGCACCUUUCUCUAGAGAGCCAGUGUGGUGUAGUGGUUAAGAGCGAUAGACUCGUAAUCUGGGGAACCGGGUUUGCUGGGUGACCUUGGGCUAGUCACACUUCUCUGAAGUCUCUCAGCCCCACUCACCUCAGAGUGUUUGUUGUGGGGGAGGAAGGGAAAGGAGAAUGUUAGCUGCUUUGAGACUCCUUAGGGUAGUGAUAAAGCGGGAUAUCAAAUCCAAACUCUUCUUCUUUCUCUUGCAAAUCAUGCUCUGUGCAGCCUGCCAAAUUUGACUGGUGUGCUGAAAUGAGUGUGAAUCCAGCUUUUAAGGUGUCUAAGCAACUUGCAAGUUGCUCACAGCAAUGUGAGGUGGAUUUUUUUUUGAAAGCAGAAAUUGUCCAUUGCUUGUUUUUUCUAUGGGAAAGUAUCCAUUUCAUAAGUUCAUUACCAACAAUGUAUGGGUGCCAGUUUCAAAGGCAAUAUUAGCCAAGCUUGACAGUUCUUAAAUUGUACUUUUAUGUUUUUUUGGGACAUUAUCCCUAGCAAACUGCAAGUCAGCAUAUCAUGCUCAGUUGUUCGGGUUGCUAGACUGUGUUGUGAGUCAACUGUUUUCAGUAUCUUUGUUUUUUCUUAAAUUUAAACAACAUAAGGGAAGUAUGCCUGCUAAUGACUUUAUUUUUUAAAGAAAUAUUCCAAUUUAAAAAUCUUAUGUUUUCUACACAAUAUACAUGUAAAGCAUGUUAAGUGCUUCAAUUUCCACAUCCAAUUAAUUUAGGUUGAAUACUUUUUCAUUGGGACAAAAAAUGGAUACAUUUUGUUUACUACAUACAAAUAAACAUGCUAGAUUGAAUCACUCUCUAGGGGAUCAAAAUAAUUUCUGAUGCAAAAUCACCUUAUGCAAAUCUGAGGUUUCCAGUUCAAAAUUUUAUGGGAAAUCCACAUCUCUAGUUGCCCACUUGUGGUGUCAGUAGAUGAAGGGAGCAAAGAUUAAAGAUGAUGCGUAAAAGAUGCGUAUGUCUGGGAGACGAAGGAGAAGAAACGAUGAAGAGCCUUGUGCUAUGGUCAGCUGCUAUAAAUUAAGCUAGAAAGGGGCAGGGAGCCAAUGCAGAGAGAGAAAGUCAAGCUCUUAACAGUGUUGCUCAAGGCAGUUUCUUUUGAAGGAUAUAAUAUGACUCAGGCUUUGCCAUGCUCUGUUCCAAAACCAGCUGCCUGCUUCUGUGCCCUGAGCUCAAUGUAAAGUUGCAGCCUUAAGGGCUGUUUUUCUUGCUUAAUGCUCUCUUGCAUACCCAAAUGUUUUGCAAAUUGUGGAAGUCUUGGACACUGGCAGCUUGCAAAACGAGUACACACCUUUCCGUUCACUAUCUCCUCCACUCUCUCCAAAUAUUUACAAGAGAAAGGACUCUCUCUCCCCCCCCGCUCCAUCUUUGUUCCUAUCCUUGUGAUCAUGGACAGGUGUCUCCAGUGACCAUGUACACCAGGGGUCAGCAAACUUCAGCAGGGGGCCGGUCCACUGUCCAUCAGACCUUGUGGGUGGCUGGACUAUAUUUGGGGGGGGGGAUGAACGAAUUCCUAUGCCCCACAAACAACCCAGAGAUGCAUUUUAAAUAAAAGCACACAUUCUACUCAUGUAAAAACACCAGGCAGGCCCCACAAAUAACCCAGAGAUGCAUUUUAAGUUAAAGGACACAUUCUGAUUCCCAGACUGUCUGCGGGCCGGAUUUAGAAGGCGAUUUGGCUGAAUCCGGCCCCCGGGCCUUAGUUUGCCUACCCAUGAUGUACACAAUUUCAGUAAAUUUAGUUAGGGAAUAAUUGUACAACAGUUACAUUUCAAGUAAUACUGCUGGUGAUACUUGGAGGUGCUGUUUUUGAGGAGGCUCUCCCUUAAAGGAGAGGCAGCUUGCCACUAAUUGUGGUUGAUUGUGUCUGACAUUAUUCUCUUAUCUCUCGUGGUGCAACAUGCAGCGCACCAACCUAUUACUGCUACUAAUUAUUGUCCUUCUGUGGUGGAAAGAACAGGUCUUGAGGCUCAACAGUUGCCUUUCUUUGGUCUAGAUAAAAGCUACCUUACAGCACCACUGUUCUAAUAAUAAGUUCAGUUAGGGGAAGAGCAGAUUAGAACUCAUAGCAAUGAUUCAUCAACUCCUCUUGCUGUAAAUCUUCUUACUGGGUUAUUACGGCAAUUGGAUGUUCAGCCAGCUUAGGCUGGUUUAGUGACUUCCAUCUUAAAUUAUUAGUUCAGUUUGCAUCACUGUUUAUAUGUAGCUCUCUCUUCCAUAAAGAAACAAGCUAAAGUGUUCAUUUUUCAUGAUAAGUGAUUAAAAAGUAAGUCUUUAGAAUAUAGAUAAUAGUACCAAUGCUGGUUUUGGAUGAGUGUGAAAAAUAUAUUUGGUGCAAUGAAAUCCUUCAUUGAGCCAACUUGUGUUGAAGCGUGCAGAGCAGACUCUUAAGAGCCAGUGUGAUGUAGUGGUUAAGAGCAGUAGUCUCGUAAUCUGGGGAACCGGGCUCGCUUCCCCGCUCCUCCACAUGCAGCUGCUGGGUGACCUUGGGCUAGUCACACUUCUCUGAAGUCUCUCAGCCCCACUCACCUCACAGAGUGUUUGUUGUGGGGGAGGAAGGGAAAGGAGAAUGUUCGCCACUUUGAGACUCCUUCGGGUAGUGAUAAAGUGGGAGAUCAAAUCCAAACUCCUCCUCUUCUUCUUAAUUUACACAGAUUUUUUUCACAAGAUAGAAUAUACAAUUGCAAAUUACCAAACGGAAGAAUUGAGGAGCUUGAAAGCUGGCACAUUUAUUUCACCAGCAGUGGCUUUUUGCAGUGAUAUUUGCCCCUUAUUCCCACUCUAACCUCCACCUGCAAAUUAGUUCUGUAGAAAGUGACAUAGUUUAUAAAGCUUCCUAUGAUAAAACUUGCAAGGGUUUGUCUUUAGUGGCUGAGUUCAGACUUUUCUGGCCUCCAAAUACCUUUCCUCUCUGCACAGAAUCCUACCACACCUAAUUCAGCGAAUCAAGGCUGAACUUAAGGUGGAAGGCACAAUAGCCAACUUGCUGUGAAGAAAGGCCUAAGAAUUGCCUGUCUCUUUAAAUAUGGCAAUAUAUCAAGCACGUUCAUCUAUCUUCCCCACUUACUUAGCAACCUCCCUCUCAUGUUUCAAGCCUUCUCCAGCUAUGCAGAUUUGGUUGUCAGCCAGGAGUAAAUAGGGAACCUUUCCCUGUUUUCGCCACUUCCACUUUCCUGGAUUGCUGAAAUUGCCAGGAAAUUUCCACACACAGAGGCAUGUCCCAAGUGUCUAAACUCUGCCUCUGUAGAUAUGUACCCCUUGUCACAGGCUCAUGCUUUGACAGAAGGAUCCACCUCCAGUCAGCCUCUCCCCUGGUUCUAUAGGGUUAAAAAUUAGGACUAUUCCCCAUGUAUUUAUCAUUUGCCAAACGUCAUGGGCGUGUUGCACUUCACAUUUACCUUCCAAAAUUGCACACAACCUGAAGCAUUGGAAUAAAAUUCUGAAAUUGGAAUAAAAUCAUUAGGCCAAUGGAAUCUAGGCCAACAACAUUGUUUAGUCUCGAAAGAAGUCUCCACAGUGAGUCAGGCCGAGACCAUAAUAAGGCAUUUUUUAAAUUUGCAAACUAUUAAUAUAGUAUAUAAGGAAAGGAACUUGUGGGGAAGGAACGGGGGCCUUUAUGAAGUUUCUGGUGGGAGAGUGGGUGCAGCCAAUCCGUGGAGUUCCAAAGGGGGUGGUCUGUUGCUGGUUGUUGUUUUUUGGUAGAAAAUGCAUUUACUUCUUUAAGCUUAUACCUGCAGUUUUGAAGCCCAGAAUAUCCUUUUGAAAGUGAAAGCUGGGAUUCUCAAUAAUCUAAUGCAGCAAUUGCUGGUGAGGGAAGCCUUGCUAUUUGUCUGUAGAGAGCUGGGGUGCGGAACCUCUGAUCCACAGGUCUAAUUCUGCCUGCCAAACCUCCCCAUUUGGUACGCAGGUCCACUUCAGUUAACCCACAGCCACCUGCGCUACAUCUGAUUUCAUACAGCACAGCAUACGUCAGGUGUGGGGAAGGUGAAGACCUGACCUGAGCCAAAGGGGAGGGUUUCAGGGGAUGCCACCCUGGCAAAUCCCUGUGCAAAUGUUAAACAGACCUCUUUCCUGCAUGCAUUGACAAAGAGGCAACAUGGCACCUGUUGCUGCAGGCCAGGCAACCACAACAAUUGACAAUUUCAUAAGCCUUAUUUGGCUUGUUACCUUCCUCUGCGUGUUGCUGCCGUUGCCUUCCUCUUGGUUGUGUGCAAGUUCCUUAUCCAGGCAGCAGGACUGUGGUGAUUAAAAAACAAGAAGUAAACUUUAACUUGUGGAGGACCUAUUCCAAAGUGAGGAGCAGCAGAGAGGUACAUUGUGCAGGUGCAGUGAGCAGCUGCUCAUGGCAAAGCAACACACCUCUUCUAUGUUUCUUUGAUCACUAGAGCCUUUCCCUGGCCUGGCGCUGGUAGAGCCCAAUUGGCAGAGGGAGUCGGAGGAGGGUAAGUCGCAGGGGUGCAUGACUUCAGGGUGCAAAAGUACUGAGCCACCUUAUUUAUCCUUGAUGCUCCUGUCUGCACUGUGUGGCUGCCCCACUCCUUUUCAGGCCUGAGGGUUGCAUCUUUAACAAGCGAUCUUAACAAAGCUGUGUCAAUCUAACAGCCUAACAAGCUGCCAAGGUAGCGUGACAAAAGUAGAGGGACCUUGACUGCCAUAAAGAACAAAAGGAGGGAACGACCUUGACGCUGGCCCAUUUGAGGCAUGAGAAGCAGAUGGUAAGAUCAGCCCUUCGCCAGCAGAGGGCAUGGCAGUUAUGUCACAGGAGAGCAUCAGCUGCCUCAAGCAUGUCGGUGUCUUUCUGUUCCCAUGGAAGUGAUGGGUGUUUGGCCAUAUUCCUCUCCGCUUUUGAGUGGGGAGUGCAGGAGAGCUCAAGAAUUGCCAGACAGGGUCACGCCAGUGAGCCUGCCAGCUCAGCACCCUGUCAUCCUGAGAACCACCAUGGACAUUCGCAAGGGAAGAGGGCACCUGCAUCUCACAACAUGCCCCAAGUGAGGAUUCUUGGAAGAGAACAGACUCUCCUCCAAGGAAGGUGUUGCUCCUCAAGACACCCAGAACCAGCAUGGAUAAUCAGGCCUAAGGGGAGGGAGUCUGGUCCUUAGUUCAAGGCUUAUGUGUGGAAGCCCAUCCCUGCUGAGACAACUUUAUUGAAACUCAUUUAUAAGCCACCUCUCCCUAUGUGAACCACCCUGAGAACUUUUUGUUUGGUAUAAAUAAAUAAUAACUGACAGCUGCCAUAGGGUAGGUUGCAGCCAGGGCAGAUUACGAAUGGGGCAUCCAUCUCAUUAAUUUCCAGCAUCUCAUACUCACGUAUGUGAAAUAUAUAUAGCACUUUAGAGUGUUCAUAGUGAUUCACAUACAUGUUUUCCAUAACCCUCAUAAGUGUCCUGCACAGUGUUAGCCAGUAUUGCUUUUCCUGUGCUACAGACCUGAGGUUAAGAGAUAAUGGCUUACCUAGGACCACCUGGUCACUUCAUGGCUGAGGUGAACUGUGAACAGCUUAAUGGAGUCACAGCUUAUGCUUAAGUUACUGUAUUCCACCAGCUCCUAAUACAAUGCUGUAACACACUGUUUUUCACUACUGAGAAUGUACCUUUGGCUGCAAUGGCUUGUUGCCACUGUUGAAUAUCCUCCACAUUUUCAUGUGAUCUGUUUAAGAAGAGUUUUGGUAGCUGUCUUCCUACCAUCCUGCGUGGCAACGAUUUCUGCGUUGGUUAUGAUGCCAUAGGAGUGCUGCAAACUUACACUCUGUUACUAACUCUGCUUCAAGUCCUGGACUCUCACAUUCAUGAGCUAACAGGUCACUCUGGCACUUUGCACUUCUGGAUCAGCAAGUGAGAGACUGACAUCUCCAUUAACCCUUUUGUUUCCUAGACCUGCUGCUGGACUGGAAGCAGAAUGCUCAUGAAAUCAUUGUAAAGCUGAACUUGGGCGGCGGAGUCCUGAAGGGAGAGGAAGUGGAUACAUCUUUCACAGACACCAGUUGUGUUGUCAAGUUACCUGGUGUGUGAUGCAGACAUUAUUUCUUUUUCCUGUAGCUCUUAGUUGGCUGGGCAUCUCUGUCUCUCUUUCUGUUUGAUCCUUUUCUUUUGCUCUUGGUGAACAGUAGCAGCAGUUGCCCUCUUUAAAGCAAAACUCCAAACUGGGAAGGGAAGAACCAAUGAACAAGAAUAGCAGCCUACUUGUCCUUAGUCUAUACAUGGAGGGACUUGAGGCUUCAACCCUACCAGGAGUCAGAAGACCAUAGCCUCUGUUUAUGAGUAAAGAGUGACUGAAAAUUGGGCAUUUGAGGAAUCUUGAGGUUAACAAGCAAGCAAUCUGCCAGGAGAACCAUUUGAGCACCUCCAGGAAGGGACAUUGGGUCCUUCUCUUGGGGGACAUUAUCUGGUUCAUAGCUUGAUGAUGAGUAAAGGUAACUGGUGCCUAGAAUAAUAUAUCCUUCCUGCAGGGCAGUUCCUGAUGAAGGAACUGAGGAAGGAACCCUGCAUGUGGCUAGAAGGACUGCUUCUUUGCAGGGUGGUGUCAAUGGGAACAGUUUAGGGAUUUUGUUUUGUAACGCUUUGGGCUUCAUUUAGCAUCUGCUUCAGCACUGAAUGCCACAGUCUUUAAACCCCUAGCCCCAAAGAUUAAGGGCUUCUUAGUGGAAUAACUGUGAUAGCAAAUUAAGGGGAAUCGAGUCUUCUUCCCACAGAGGCCAAAGGAGUGGCAGAUAAAGAUUCAACAGGAAACUUACGUUGUUCUGAUUGUGCAGUGGAGAGCAAAACGUGGCAUUUAUUGUUGGAUCCAGCAGUUUGUAUAGGAUCCUGCGAGACUUGUGUUUUCUUUUUUUUAAAUCUUAUGUCCCAGAGGUGCAGAAACAGGCCUAAAAACAUGUUGUUAAGUAUUUUUGUUGUGUGUGUUUUGUAAAGGCUCAACACACAGCGAGCAGUAAAAGUCUGGGUCAAGAGAUGCUAGCUCAGGGAAUAGAUUUCACUUGGCAUAGUUAUUUGCUAUUCUCUAUGGCUCUCAGCUCGCUUCUUCAGGCUUGAGCAUGAGUCCCAGCCCUGCUUUUUCAAUUCCUUGCAAAAAAAAAAAGUACAACAUAAGUCUUUCUUAAAAAAUUACUGUGUGAAACAUUAUUCACCCCAAUGCAAAAUGUUGUAGAACUGUAAAUAUUUUUUUAAAAAACAAACAAACACACACACAAAAAAACCCUUUUCUCUUGAGACUAGCGCAGCACUAUCCUGGUUAAGUCAGCACAGGUGUGCUUCUGUUUUCAUCCAGUGUGGCUUGGCAAAAACAUUGUGAACAUAUAAAGUUGCCUUACACUACAUGAGACCAUCUAGCCCAGGCAUAGGCAAACUCCAGCCUUCCAGAUGUUUUGGGACUACAACUCCCAUCAUCCCUAGCUAACCUCAGUGGUCAGGGAUGAAGGGAAUUGCAGACCCAAAACAGCUGGAGGGCCGAGUUUGCCUAUGCCUGAUCUAGCCCAAUACUAUCUUGUGAUGACCAGCAGUGGCUUCCCAAGGUUUUGGACAGAGGCUAUUCCUGAUAUCUUGAGGGGCAUUCACUAGAGAAGUCAGAGGUUGCACCUAGGACCUUCUGCCUUCAAUGCACUAUUCGCUGUUGCCUCUCUGUUGUCUUAUUGGCGGGGGGAGUGGGGAGUGAAAUGCAGCCGAAAGACUGUUGUAUGUGCCGUAUCUCCACCCCCCCCCUUAGAUGGCCGUGAGUGGAGCUGCCAGUUAUUUGCGGAGAUUGAGAGCUCCUGCAGCAAAGUCCAGUACAAGAAGGGCAAUAUCCUACAGCUGGUGCUACAAAAGAAGAUCCCGUUGCACACUUGGGCUUCACUUUUGGUAAGAUUCAGCCUUAUUCUGAACGUGCAGGUGGGGUUUUGUUCCGUAGCUCAGCCUUUUCUGAAACCAGCAAGGAUAGGUAGAAUGAGAGCCGGACUACCUUUCAUAGAAUCUUGGAGUUGGAAGGGACCCCUGAGGGUUGGCUCAGCAGUGAUACACUGCGGGGAGCCGCAACAGCUGCUGUAACUCUGGGCAAACAGUCCCCAACCUGUUACCCAUGGGCAGCCUAAAUCUGUUUCCUGUAAGCAAAGGGGCCACAUUUAUUAUUAUUUUUAUUACUUACUAAACACAUUUAUUACUACUCGGUCCCUGCUCCUGCCCACCUAGCAGUUUGAAAGCACAUCAAAGUGCAAGUAGAUAAAUAGGUACUGCUCUGGCAGGAAGGUAAACGGUGUUUCCAUGCACUACUAUGGUUCACCGGAAGCUGUACGCUGGCUCCCUCGGCCAAUAAAGCGAGAUGAGUGCUGCAACCCCAGAGUCGGCCAUGACUGGACCUAAUGGUCAGGGGUCCCUUUACCUUUACCUUUUACCUGCCCUUUACCAAAGGUUCUCGGUGGCUUACCUCAUAAUACAACAGUAAGAUACAUACAUAAAUAAUGUAUCACUAAAACAGUACAACUGGUAAAAUCCUUAACAGUAAUCAAACGUUUCCAAAAGUGUGGCCAAAACCUUGUGCCUUGGUGUGUCUUCUUAAUACCUGCAAAGCUGGGGCUAGGUGCACAUCCAGAGGCAGGGAGUUCCACAGUCACAUGUCCAUUCCUGUGGCACCAAGCAGGGGUCAUUGCCACCCCCUGGACAUGCCUCUGUAGGUAGAAGUGGAACCACUGCAACACAGUGCCUCCAGCUCCUAACCCUUGGAGUCAGUCCUAAAGAAUACCAUGGUCAAAAGAGACCAAGCGGUAAAGAAAACUUAACAGAGUUGCACCCGCCCCCUCAGCACUUUUCUAACAACCAGGGUGACUAAUGCUGUUUCAGUCCCAAUCCCAGGCCUGAAACCAGAUCGCAAUGGCUCUAGGUAACCCAUUUCUCCCAAGCAUGCCUGCAGUUAAAUCUCCCCACCCCUUUUGAGCAACUGGCCCCCAAAGGGGAUAUUUUCAACUGGGCAAUAGCUGUUCAAUACUUAAGGAACUGGGGAGCUCCUCUUAAAGUGGCAGUGGUAUACCUCCUCCUUAAGGGCAACGGACGCAUCCAUGCAUUCCUCCCUGGCUAGCUUUUAUAAGCCAUUACAGGGUAGGUGGAGAGAAUAGCAUAUCACUCAAACCCUUACAAGCACCCUGCCCCCAUCAUUGGGCUGCAAUAAUUGAAAUUGAUCUGAUACAAUUGGACCAGGCAACGCUCAGGACACCACCUCAGGAUUUGCUCUGUGGUGUCCUGUUCCGUUCAAAUCUGAGUGAUGUUAUCCUCAGAUCGCCUUUUCAAAAAUGUCACAGCAGGCUUCCAAUAACUCAAACAACUACAAGCCCCCCAUUAAUGGAAUUGAUCCAGCAUGCAAAAAGCAGAUCAAGUGUAUGUCUGGCUGCAUCCAUUCAGCUCAGUCCGAAAGGAGCCUGUUCCUCUCCCUAACUCAAUAUAGUAAUUUUUAGCCUUUAAAUUUUUUUUCCAGAAACGCUGCAAGGAUGGCUCAAGGGAGCAGACGAAGAGGCCUGCGUGUAAGGAGAAUGGCAAGGAAAAAUCCCCUUCUGUGGUGGAGGUGCCUGAGGAGCCCCAGCCUGACAGCACAGCGGAGCCAUCCAGGGGCAAACGGGAGCCCUCCAACCCAAAGCGAGGCUCUGGGAGGAACGAGGCUGCAGGAGGCAAGAGCCCAGCCAGUCCGGGACUGCCAGCUGGCCCUAGUGCCAAAAGGGCAGUGGGUGUCAAAACUAGCCUGUCUGAGGAGGAAGGAAACAGCUGCAGCUUGGGGAGCACAGGACUCAGUGGGAAAGCCGGCAACCUAAGAAAUGACAAGGGAGCCCAAGGCGAUGCCCCACCAGACCUAAAGGUGAGAAGUGGGGCGAGAGGGGUGUGCAUGGCUCAAGGCUGGGAGCUGCUGCUUUUUUGUCGUUGAGCCCUAUGGCAAAGGGAACAGGCUGCACCCUUCCUCCCAUCAAAUGACUGUCAGUCAAAGAAAGGGCAGACUUGGCUCUGUGGUCUGUCCCUGUGGAGAGGAGACUCUGGGAUGCUUAUCAGAAAUGCAGGUGUGCCAUCCUUGCUUCCACUUGUAGACACAUUACUGGAAUUCUUCCUCGAUUAUUGCCAAAGGCCUUGUUCUGAAAUUCACUGCGUGGUCUAAACAAUAGAUGCAGGUACACAUGCCUGGAGUGCAGAACAUAGAACUCCAAGAUACAAGGCUCGGCACACGCUAAGGCGUUUUGCCAACAUGUCAUACGUCCCCUUGGCUCUUCCUUUGUGGGCACUGUUUGUGUGGCCAAUGCUGUGUCCCUGGAAAACAGGUCUGCGUGGCCUGCUCAACUGUCUGACCUAGUUUCAGACACGCCCCUGGAGUAGGGAAGCCCUAGCUGAAGGCAGAGUGGAGGCCGAAUCAGAUGGGCCAUCCAAUGGCAUUGGGGUGGUGCUUCUUCCCAGCAAACCACUUGGCCCCUCUCCCUGCCAUGCAGCUGAAUACUCUCAAGACUGCUUGGCCCCUCUCCAGCGUCAGGCUCCAAACCCUCUUCCCAUUCUUCCUCCCCCUCAGACCAGUCCUGCCAAGAUGUCUCCAUGGAGUUCGUGACACUUGGCCCCUGUUUUGUGGCUUGCUAUCCUCCUUACUUUUGAGAACAGGGAUUUCACUUGAGCCUUCCAAGUUUUAACAGCUUUCCCACCCAAGAGGCUCACUUGUCCUGUUGCUGAAGGGGCUUGAAAUGACCAAGUUUGCCUGUAGGUAAACUGAGCUGGUGCUUUCUCUUUCUCACCCUUUCUGAGUGCUACAAUUAACUAGAUUAAGAUGCAGUAUUCCCUUGCUGUAGUGCAAGAGCUGUGGUGCAGCAAUGGUUACGAGUACUGAACUUUAUCCUACUGUGCAGAAAGCUGUUUCCAGGUGUUUAAUGAAGCAAAAGGGCAGAAAAUGAAUAAAUGCAUUCAUUCCUAGCAUGAUAUUAUUAUUGCUAUUACUAUUAUUACCGUAUUGGUCUGAAUAUAAGCUGCACUUUUUUUUCCAAAUUCCGAUCCGAAAAAGUUGAAAGUGCAGUUUAUAUUUGUGACCUUAUGAUAUUGCUGCUGAAACAGCUGCCCAGGUGGGCCAUUGGGAGUGUGGGACAACGGCAUGCCGCCCGCCCACGACUCCCAAGCCUCCCCCAAGCUGUCAAAACGAAGGGGGAAGGCCGCUGGCAAAGGGGCACGAUUCUCCCCCCCCCCCAGGAAGCAGCCUGGGAGCGUGGGGCAACGGCAUGCAGCCUGCCCGCCACUCCAAAGCCUCCCCCGGCACCGGUUUGGUGAGGUAGUGCCGGGAGGCAAUAGUGUCGGAAGCAGGCAUGCAGUGUGCUCAGAACGGGGUGCCGCCUGUCCCUUGUUCAGGGCGGUAGAGCCAGGAGGCAGGACACACCCACAUAUAAGCCUUGAAUUUUAAAAGUGUGGUUUAUUUGCGGGUGUGUCUUAUAUUCGGGCCAAUACGGUACUAUUUUAUACCCCUGACGGGAUUCAAAUGAGAGUUAAGGUAUGGCUAUGCCCCAGGAAGGGCAGUCUUCACUAAAGGCAGUGUCCAUUUCCUUGAAUUUGUUUAGUUUUUCUAUGCUACUUGCCUCAUCGCUGCUUUUGGUGGUAUUAAGAGUCUCCCAGUUCAACUGUAUCUCGUGUUCCUUAGCGUGUUGCAAAGGUGUCCUUGGCACCUCCCUUAAGAAUUGCAGUCCACCCCUCAGGUACCUGUUGCACACUGGUGAUAUUCACCCAUAGAGGCGCCAUGGACUACAGCUGCAAUCUUUGUUCUUUUCUAUUAGUCAUACGUCACAUAAUUUUAUAGGAAGAGGUCGCUGUGGCAUGCCUCGGGUUACAUGUUUUGCAGUGGCUAUCGCUGCAUCUGAUUGUGCCUUCUCUCCUCCCUACAUUGCCAGGCUGACAACAUGGAGAGGGUGUCAGUACCCGUGGAAACGCAGCUGCCUACAGUCUCUGCAGACUCACUGCCCUGCCAGCUUCGGCCCUGCCCAGAGAAGAGGGCUCCACAGCCAGCCAGUUCCUCUGAGACUCCACAGGGGCCAGAAGUCGCUUCUGCCUUCAGCGAAGGCCUCUCCUCCUCUCCGCCAUCCAGGGACACUGAGAAAAGAGGCUGGUCCGAGGACAGCGAUGCCCUUGAGGCUGUUGCGAAUGGUGAGGGAGGGGAUGGGGUUCCUGCACGCUCACCCAUUUAAGAAAUAGUUUGAAUUGGUCUAUGAAGUAGCAGCGGGACCUACCUUCUGUAGAGUGGCUGGGGAAACCUAGCCAGAUGGGCAGAGUAUCAAUAAUAAAAUUGUUGUUGUUAUUAUUAGGCAAGAACUGGUUGUGGACAAAGGCUACGUUUAUAUAUAUAUGUAUAUAAUAUAUAUAUAUAUUAUAUGUAAUUUUCAUUGAUUCCCCCCCCCCCAAUAACAAAUAUGCAAUGUCAGUAACAUUCGACAAGGGCUAUGUUUUGAGCUGUUCACAAGAAGUACCACAUCAGAAUUGGGUGGAGAAUUCAGCAUCCUGAAAAGCUCUGUUUUUAUUUUUAAAACAAGGUGUUAGCCUAGGCUUGAAAUUGUUCAGGCAGCAAGAAAGGCCAUGGCUGGGAAUGCCUCUGCCUGAGAUUUACUGUUGGUCACAGUGGACAGUACCAGCCUAGAUGGACUUGUAAUCCAGCUUGGUAAAUGAUCUGUCCACCGCGCAUUGUGUAGCCAAUCUCAGAAAUUGAUAGAGGAAUGGAACAGUGUAAUUGUUCGCAAUGGCGAGGGAGACGUGGGUCUUGUGCUCUGCAUAGCUCUUUGCUGCUCUUUGUGAUUGGAGGAACCUAAACAAUUUAUGUAAAUUUGCAUAAGGUAUAUAAGUCGCGUAAUUUAAUUUUUGGACGCUGAAUUUUAACGUUUCAAGUGCACGCUGCCUCCGGUGCAUUCUGCAGACUAAUGUCUGGUUGAUCUAUUUCCCGCUCCUCCUACCUGACCCCAAGAGACAAAACCCUAUUUGAGAAUUUAGGUCACAUGCUGGGCUCUCUAGCUCCCCAGUCACAUUUCUCUGGCUUGCUGUUGCUGAGGAUGGUGCAGAGGCGCUAUUCAGAGCACCUCUAUUACUGUCAUUGCCUUUGCUUCCCCCCCCCUCCCAGAACCAGAGCCCACAGUGAAUCUGACGUUCGUGAAGAAUGACUCGUAUGAGAAAGGGAACGAUUCUAUGGUGGUGCACGUUUAUGUGAAGGAGAUUCACAAGGAGAUGUCCAGGGUGCUCUUUCGGGAGCAGGACUUCACGCUGUUGUUCCAGACGAGGUAUGGUGACUCCUGGUUCAGAGGCCAAGUGCUUUUCCUUCCCAGAACUGGACUUUUGCCAGUAAGCUGGGAUAGACAGCGGGGAAGCGAUGGCUCCUGUCUGUCUCUUUUGCCUGAGCUUCUUUCUCUUUCUGCAGUGAUGUCAACUUCCUGCGACUGCAUCCAGAUUGUGGCUCUCAUACAGUAUUCAGGUGGCAAGUGAAACUCAGGUAUAAGACUUUCCUUCUCUACACUAAUGGUAUAGACAGUGUUUCUGUUGCUCCUCCCCACCUGCACAUCCAGCACCAAUCUGACACAGCUCUUCUCCCUUCCGAAUUAAGGUCUAUGAAUUACAGCGGUGCCUCGCAAGACGAAAUUAAUUCGUUCCGCGAGUUUUGUCAUCUUGCGAUUUUUUUCGUCUUGCGAAGCACGGUGUCGGGAAAGUUUUGGAAAAGCUUCAAAAAUCACCAAAGUCUUUAAAAACCUCAAAAAAGACUACCACACCGCGUUCUAUGAGUUGCUCCUCGAAGUCAAGUCGCAACUGUAUUAACGGUGUUAAGAAAAAGGAAACAAACUUGCAAGACGUUUCUGUCUUGCAAAGCAAGCCCAUAGGGAAAAUCGUCUUGCGAAGCAGCUCAAAAAACGAAAAACCCUUUCGUCUAGCGAGUUUUUCGUCGUGCGAGGCAUUCGUCUUGCGGGGCACCACUGUAGUAUAUUACUAAAUCAAUGUAUAUUACUUUACACUGGGGCCCCAGGCCUGGGACACUGGACAGAAGAGGUGCUCAGGUAUCUCUUCGAUGAUAUUGUAGAUUUUUUAAAAAGGGGUUCUUUGUCGUCGGUUACUAUGGCUUUGUUUUGCUAAUACAUACCAGCAAUCGGACAUAACAAAGCCUAGCUGUCCCUGCGUCAUAAUCUAAAUAAGCAUCCUGCCCACUUUUCUGUUCCGUGGCACAAGAAGCAACCUUCGUAUUGAUCACACACCGCCGGACAGCCCAGUCUAAAGCAUGUGAACUUGUGCGAGCUGGAUUGCUACUUCCCGCUUUUACUUCUGCGCUGGAGAAGUGGGUACACUCUCCCAUCCCCUCUUUCCCUUCUGUGCCACAUGGACACAGCUGAGCCCAAUUUGCCAGAAAUUGUACUAAGGUGGGCAGCCUUUAGCGUAGGGUCCCUUUUGGAGAAGGUUUCCCACCUUCCUAUGUAAUGGGAUGAGCACAGUACUUUGGGAGUUACGCUCUUCUGUGAUGCCCAGACAUCCUUAGGUUAGGUCUACACCUCCUGUUCUCUGAUCCUUGGUUGGGUUGCCUUGUUUUGCAGGAACCUCAUAGAGCCAGACCAGUGUACGUACAACUUCACCCCCGCUCGCAUCGACAUCUGCUUGAAGAAGCGGCACAGCCAGCGCUGGGGGGGCCUCGAGGCUCCUGCCGCACGAGGUCUGCACCUUGACUUUUGUGAGCUCGCCUUGUUGGGAUUCUUGAGGUUUGACAAGGAUGCUGGGGCUUCAGCAUCAGAUAUUCUUACUAGUAUUACUACUUGUGAACUGCCUUGUGAUUGUAAACCACCCUCUAUGAUCCUCUGAUGAAGGGAGUUAUAGAAAUGGUACGAGAUGAAUGCUGUUGUUGGCUGGGGAUGUUGAGAUCAGCAAUUACUUGGGGAGAGGACCCUAGAUGGAGGAUUGAUGUUGUGAUGUCUGCUUGGAAUCCAGAACAGGUUCCCCACCGUUUCUUUUUAAGCAAGGAAGGGCAGCAGGGCUCACUGCACAGCAACCGUCCUGGCGCUGGCGCAGUGAAGAGCACGCCGCUCACCCCUCAGUGCACAUGUGCUGCUAACCACAAGCCCACUUUUCCCCCUUUUUAAGGUGCAGUGGGUGGUGCGAAGGUUGCCAUGCCAACAGGCCCUACUCCCCUGGAUAAAAGCCAACCUGGAAGUAACCAGCACCCGCUGUCCACUAAGGAGGAGGCACGAGUGGGAGAGAAGGAGAAGCCGCGAGCAGAGGAGAGCAGCCUGGAUGGCGUAGCCGCUCGGACGGUGACGGAACAUGUGCCAGUGAAGCAAGAACCACUCGUUCCCUCGGUGAGAACUCCUGGCCUGCGCUGGGAGUUUCGAAUCCCAGUCUCUAGGGCUCAGGCAGACACGCUGUCAGGGGAGGUGGUGGGCUGAAGGCAGGAGCUACUUGGAUUACAACGCGUUUGAACCUUGUACGGAUUAUUACAACAGCCAAUGAGUUAAGAGUGAGGAGUUGCAACAAAAUGUUGCUUGUGGGUGGGACAAUGUGUUCCUGCUGUUUGGAUGGAAAUAGCCCUAUGGCUGUUUUUUCUGUUUGGUGCCUGAAGGUGGAGAUCUGGCUGGCUGUUAGCCAGAUGAAUCUGCACCUUCCAGACCACCUCCUUUCCAGCAUAAGGGGAGCCAUUCAGGGAAGGACCAUUUCCUGCACUGCCUCUGAACCAGGGGGAGUGUGAGGAAAUUUCCUGACCUUGCAUCAAGUUGAGGCAGGGAGCUUGUCACCAGCAAAGGACACUCUACUACACACACGCGCGCACACACACACACACACACACACACACACACACAGAAACACACCCUCUACCUACCUACCUCUUCCCCUUCCUAGCCAGGAGGGAUAUGGGAGAAGUCAAACAUCUGAAGAUGGAGGCAGUGCUGGAACUAAGGCUGUUAAUAACUUCCUUGGACAUGUGAAUGCACAUGUGAGCAGUCAUUAGUUGGGGCAGGGGUGGAAGGAACGUUGCCAUCAAGUUAAAAGCACUUUCUGCGCUUCUGCAAAUCUCAGGGUUCCCCUAAAUCUUAGGGUGCCUUCAUGCUUUGCAUGGUUGUUGCUGUUUUGGAUACAUAAGGAUCGGCAUUCGUAGAAUGCGUUUGCUUUUAGCAUGUGGGAAGUGCACUGGGUGACAUUAGUUAAAGGAGAAUCAAAAGUAAUGCAGAAUAUGCACUUAAGAAUUGCUGCGCUGGGUCCAGCAUUUUAUCUCAGCAGUUGUGUUUUGACAGUGGGCAGGUAAAGUCCAUUGGGGUAGUUUCUACAGAAAAACAACAGAGGGCGGUACCUCCAGCAGCAGGUAAUUGGGGGUAUGCAACUGAUAAGGCUGAACCCUCCACGUACGGGUGUGAUUCUUGCUGUCCAUGCUGGUGAACAAAGAGCAUAUAUGCGAUCUUCUAAUUAGAAUGGAUUAGCCAUUUUGGGGAAUUGCUCUGUGUACGAAUAAUAAAUGAUUUUUUUUAAAGUGAGCAAGGCCUGGGUUUCUGUGCCUGAGAGAGGAGGGGGAAAGUGGGGUGGUGACCAUAGAAAUCCAGCAUGCAGAGCCUGGAAACUCUGGGCAAGACAAAGAGCCUGGCAACCAAUGGAAGCUGCCUCCUUGACUGUGUUAGCAUCUUCCCCUCCAGCCCAAGCCAACAUGCAUGGUCCCACCCAUGACUCACAGCCCCGUCAGCAGCGAAAGCGUGGAGGAAGAGGAGGAGGAGGAGGACAAGAAGGUGUGCCUGCCGGGUUUCACGGGGCUGGUGAACCUGGGCAACACCUGCUUCAUGAACAGUGUUAUCCAGUCUCUCUCCAACACCCGGGAGUUGCGGGACUUCUUUCAUGGUAAGCUGUAUCUCAAAGUGGGACUGGGGCUGGACCUGUCUCCGUGCGUGCCAUGGUUGGCCUUCACCUUCCAUCACCUUUUCUCUCUCUCUCACUUACACCCCUGUAGAUCACUCCUUCGAGUCCGAAAUCAACUACAACAAUCCCCUGGGAACUGGGGGGCGCCUGGCUAUCGGCUUUGCAGUGCUGCUGAGGGCGCUUUGGAAAGGCACACACCACGCCUUCCAGCCCUCCAAGCUGAAGGUGAGGUAUCCCUGCAGAAGCAUAUAUAGGCUGAGAGGAUGAGCUGCCCAAGUGGGCAGCUGGAGGCCAUGUGUUUGUGUGUGUCCACGCAUGCCUAUGUAGUUUUGCUGUGCAGAGGCAGGUUCCCAGUGCUUGUGACCAAAAAGUUGCUUAGGGUUGGGCUGUGCAGUUUGUAGCAAGCUUGAUUCUCAGGGAGCCGCUGGGGGUCAUUAGGGGGCAGGGAACAGCUUUAAUCCCCUUCCAAUAGUUUCACUAGAGUGUCACUAGCAUGAGUUUGACCACGGGACGCAGUGGAAGAUAGGAGUGCCUGAUGUGCUCUGGUCCAUGGGGUCACGAAGAGUCGGACACGACUAAACAACAACAACAACAAGACUGUCACUUGCUUUCUUCCAUGUGUAUUUAUAGUUACUGUAUGCUCCAAGCAAAGUGCUGUCCUGGGGAGCACUGUUAGCAGUGAAAGCAAAAUUUAUCUGCUGUCCCUGCUACAGAGUGGGCCAGCGCUCCGCAGGGGGGGAUCCUUCAUGGGUUGGAGUGUAUAAAAACUACACACACACAUACCUGUGUGUUGGAAUAAAGGGCAUUUUAUUACUUGGGAGAUUAAUAAUGAUAAAUUAUGCAGGCACAAACCAUUUUUGUGCCUUCUGGCUAGAAAUGAUUUUGGAUCGCUGGAUGCCACCAGCAACCAUUUAGAUUCUCAAGCAGGAAGCCUCUGGGCUUUAGGAAACCUCAAUCCGGACUGUCCACACUUCUGAAGCUACUUGUCCGGGUAGUUAGUGUUUUUCCAUAUAGCUCUUGAGCCCAUUCACCUCUCACUUGGCACUUGCCCCUCUUUCCAGUCCCAAGAGGACAAGGGGAGCACCAUUUGCUGAGAACUGCAAGUGAGGAGAGUGCCGCCGUCCUCAGGUUUUGCUUGUGGGCUUCCUUUGGGCACCUGGUUGGCCACUGUGAGAAGAGGAGAUUGUAUCCGAUGCUAGUAGACCCAUUGAAGUCAAUAGACAUGACUGACUGACUUAGGUUCAUUAAUUUUACUGGGUCUAUUCUGAGCAGAGCUUAGCUGGAUAUGACCCAGGAUGCUGGACUAGAUGGCCAUUUGCUCUGAUCUGGCAGAACGUUCGUUCUGAUCGUGCUGUACAGGUGUCUGGCUGUUCAUGACGCUCCUUUCUUCCUGCAGGCAAUUGUGGCCAGCAAGGCCAGCCAGUUUACAGGCUAUGCUCAACACGAUGCCCAGGAAUUCAUGGCUUUUCUGCUGGAUGGGCUCCAUGAGGACCUGAACCGCAUUCACAGCAAGCCCUACACUGAAACGGUAGAUUCAGAUGGACGACCUGAUGAGGCAAGUCUUUAUAUAUACAUAUAUAAAUAUAUAUAUAUAUACAUAUAUAUAUAUACAAAUUAUAUAUAUACAUAUAUAAUAUAUAUGUAUGGCCCAGUGGAAGUUGGGAGGCCUUGGCUAGGCUGAGCCUGAAGGACCUUUGCUCACCCCUGCUUUCGUUCCCUCACUGCUAUUAACUUGUUUUUGACUGCUAGAUUGUUGCUGAAGAGGCCUGGAAACGGCACAAGAUGAGGAACGACUCCUUCAUCGUGGACCUGUUCCAGGGCCAGUACAAGUCCAAGCUAGUGUGCCCUGUGUGUUCAAAGGUAGUGUGCCAACUCGUUGGGUUUCCUGGUUGCUUCGCAGCUCUGAGCCUGCUGCGGGGCAACAUGGCCUGCAUCUAAAGUUGCUUUUCCUCCACUAGCUUGGCGGGAGGUGGUAUUUACUCAUUUUACAGUGAUUAUUCACUAGCUUGGACCAUAUCCUCCACUCCACGGUCCUUGUGUCCUGCCGUCAAGGACUUUGGUGAUCCUUUGCUACUGACACCUUUACCAGGCUGCCUCCUUCCUUUGGUUGCUGCCCUCUGACUCCAGACUCACCAUUUCUGUAUCUCGGGGGUUUGCCAGUGCCUCCAGCACUAUACAUUAUGUCCAGGGGGUGCUGAUUGACUGUCAAAUCCUAUUGUUUGCAGGUGUCCAUCACGUUUGAUCCCUUCCUCUAUUUGCCAGUCCCCCUACCCCAAAAGCAGAAAGUGCUGACGGUCUAUUACUUUGCCAAGGAACCGCACAAGAAACCUGUUAAGGUAAGAGCAGCAGCAUCCCAGCUGCCCAGGAAGAAUCCCUUUAUCUUGUGCUCUAAACGCCUUCAGAAUAGUGUCUAUGUCACGAGCGGCCUUGAGCUUUAGAGAUUUCUGAAACUCAGUGGGACAUACGAGCGGAAAUAACAUCUGCUUUGAGAGGCAAAGCAAUAUGUGUCGGGGGCAGGUUCCACGUGCUUCAACUCAAAAUAUGUCUAAAUUGCAGUAGACAGCAUGUGAAAGUAGGUGCACCAUGGGUACAGCUUUGAUUGGUUGGCUAAUCCAGUGAGGUAAGCCUGGUGCAGUUCAGGAAUUACAUUGUCGAAGGAGUAAAUGUUAAUGAGACCAGGGAGUGGGAGGGAAGACUGGCAGGGUUACACACCCUAAUAUACCCACCCCAGCACAUGCUCUCUUCCAACAGUUCCUGGUGAGCAUCAGCAAGGAGAAUUCCACUGCCAUGGAGGUGCUAGACUCUGUGUCCCAUAGCGUGCGAGUAACUCCUGAUAACCUGCGCCUGGCUGAGGUGAGGCAUGGUCUGGCUGAUUUCUUGUGUCUGAAUGCUGCUGAAGUUGUGGUUCUAAGGAUUCUUAGCAGCAGUGAGGCUUGUUCACUGCAUGGAAGCGUCUUGGCAUUCAGAUCACCUCUGCAGCUUUUUCUUUCUGUGGGUGCCGUGCCCUUUUCACAACACAAGGCUUGGCUGAUCUCCCCUGGCUGUGGCUGCCCAGGUACCAGAGAGCCAUUAUGUAUACAGGAGGCCUAGUGACCUGGCAGCCAAGGUUUUUGGCAGAAAAUUUCCAAUCAAUAUGCAAAAUUUGGCUCCUCUUCUUGCCUUUGCUCUUGCGUCUGGCCACUUCAUUGGGAUCCCUUACCUGCAACCUCCAGAAUUUCAUUUGAGUGCCAUCAACACAGAACCCUACCUCUCACUAGGCUGUGCAUGAUGUAUUGUGUGUGUGUACGCGCGCGCACUCACACACACCUCAGUAGUUGUGGCAUGCAUUACACUGGGACUGUACAUGCACACAUAUUUCUUGCUUAAAAAUAAAAAAGGCUGACCACAGAGCAAAUGGCGCUGCACUCAAGACUUAAUCUGUACUAGGCCCCACCAGGAAUAAACUCUGGAGUGUCUACCAAGGAAAAGACCUGGACCAAAAUCCUGUUUGUUGGAUGGAGCAAGGGGUGGGGCGGGAAUUGUCAUGAGCAUAUGGAGGGUGCAUAUGGAGACAAUGAUGGUCUAUCCAUGCCCCAUUUCUCCCAUAUGCUUACAGUUAGGGAAUUAAACUAAACUGGAUCCUUGCAGCAUAUGUAUCUACUGUUGCAUGAACCUAGUUGCAAAUACCUCCCGCUUCUUAGAAAAGUGCUGCAAAUUCAUCUCACUUUUCCUCCUCUUCUUCCUCCUACCAGCAAGUUCUCAAUUCUCCCUACUCCCCAAAUCUAACUGUGUUAUUGUUCCAGGCUAAGCUAGGACUCUAAAGACUCAACCCAGAGAGUCCCUCCUAUUCCGUUCACACAUAAAAGGAUCUGGUUCCUCCCCCACCACCUUCCUUUUUUGCAGCUCUGUCUGUCUCCCCACCCCACUCGGUCCUCAUCCUGACACAGUGCUGUUCUAAUGAGGCUUUACUGCCACGAGCACAAACCUAUAUAGUAAUAAUGAACAUUUUCCAGGUGAAUCUUUGUACCCAGAAUAGCACCGUGUGUGUGUGUGUGUGUGUGUGUGUGUGUGUAGAAACAUGCACAUGGUAUCAGCAGAGUUGGAGGAUUUUUACUGAAAUGGGGAGGACAAGACUUUAGGGUGUGCGCUCAGAACUGCUCUGAGGAUUUGGCAUUCCCGGUGGGCAUGGCAAAGCUGUUCAGCUGUUGGAGGAAAAAAGGAAACUGGAGGAAGAUGAGAAAACUGAGUAUCCUGGAAUGGGGCCUGAUUGGCCAGCUGGAAAUCCAGAACAGGUGCACCAUUCGCCACAACAUUUUGUUGCAGCAUUUGUUGCAUACCCUGCUUGUUCAGUAUUUGAUUUAUUUAUUGGAUCCAGGCCAAGCUUAUCGUUCCAUCUUGGACAGUCCACAUGCCCCAGGAAGCUCAGAAGCAGAGCAAAUUGCUUUUCCCCUGGUUAGCUCUCUACCCCACACCCCAACCCAAGCACCUGGUGGUCAGAAGUACAUUGUACCUGAACCUGAAGUUUGCCCUUAUGUGUGAGACUAGAGGGAGGAAAGGGCAUCUUUUGGGCAGGACUUUACCUCCCUUUUUUCCUUUGGUUAGGUAAUCAAGAACCGCUUCCACCGCAUGUUCUUGCCUUCGCACUCGUUGGACACGGUCUCCCCCACGGACCUCCUGCUGUGCUUUGAAGUGCUUUCUCCAGACCUGGCCAAGGAGCGUGUGGUGGAGCUGCAGGUCCAACAGGUAAGUGCCAGGAGCUUCCAUUACACCCUCCAUACAGGUGUACGAGAAGGAGAUGGAAAGAAAGCUCUUAGGCUUUCAAGGUGAAACCUACACAUUCUGUCCUGCCACCUUCCCAGUACAGGUGCCCACCGCUUCCCAAUCACCCUAAGCAGGCAAUUUCUCUCCCCUAAGCGUCCUCAGGUGCCCAGCGUUCCCAUCACCAAAUGUGCCGCCUGUCAGAAGAAGCAGCAGUCAGAAGAGGAGAAGCUGAAGCGCUGCACUCGGUGCUACCGUGUCGGCUAUUGCAACGUGUAAGCCGCCCCUUCUUUUUUUCACCCUCUCCAUAGCCGAGAGCCGUCUCUUGCUCCCAAGCUGGGCGGAGUGGCUGCGUCGAGCCCCUGCGGCCCUCUGCAUGAGACUGUUUUUGUGUGUGUUUCAGAGUGUGCCAGAAAACACACUGGCCCGACCACAAAGCUUUGUGCCUCCCUGAGAACAUUGGCUUCCCCUUCCUCAUCAGCGUGCCGGAGUCACGCCUCACCUAUGCACGGCUGGCCCAGCUUCUGGAAGGUUACGCGAGGUAAGGUAGCCGGAGUAUUGGCAGCGCUCUUGGGCGCUUGGCCAGCCGCCGCUGCUUGGCUCGUUUUGUAGGCUUUGGCCGAGGCAGCAAGGAAGCUUCCAUUUCCUUCCUCAGUGCCAGCAGCACAUUCCCUCUUCAGAGGGCUGUGACCUCUUAGCGGACGGCUUUUCCUCUCCCUGCUCAGGUACUCGGUCAGCGUGUUCCAGCCGCCAUUCCAGGUGGGCAGGAUGUCGCCAGAGCAAGGCUUGCAGCACCAGCCUCCUGAGAAGCCAGAGGCGCUGGCCCGGAGCAGCAGCAGCGCCACAGUCGCGUCUGCCGCCGCCGCCGCUUCUGCCGCCGAUGAGGCCUCCACCGCCAUGGAGUCGGGAGACGGGGCCAGGGCCCCACACCUGCCGCAGGAACCCCAGCCGUCUCUCUCGGCCCCUGAGCUGCAGCCGGAACUGGGGGACGCCAGCGCUGUGAGAAGCAAGGUCCCCGCAGGAAGAGGCUCGGGGCUGAGCUUGGAUUCGGGCUUCUCCGAGGCCUCCCUGGACACACGGGCUGACAGCUUUGUGGAAAGGGAGGGGCCCUUUGAGAGACUCCCCAAGCCGGAAGGUAGGCAAAUCUGAAUGGGCCUUAUUUAAAGCCCUCCACCCUACACGGGCUGCUACUUGGGGCGUCUGCAUUCCCAAGGGGUUUCUCACCACUUUUCGGUACGGCUGUUACGCCAGCGUUCCUUAGGUCUGCUUGUUGCACAAGGAGCUCUGUAGGCAGCAGGCAAAUUUCCCAACAGCCUGUGCUCCCAGAUACCAGAAGCCAAAUAAGAAGAAGAAGGAGAAUCAAAAUAAUAAAUUCAAGCAACUUUAUUAAAUGUUUUUGUCCCCGUUAUUCCCCAAAAGCCAAAAGUGGGAUUAGGAAAACAAUUUAUUCCACAUGCCUCAUGCUGUGGCUUCUAAGCAGCAGAACAUAACACAGAUGACAAGAAGCAAAUAUGAAUAUUCUGAAGCAGGGCCGUUUCCUGUCUUUUGUGCGGUCCCUGAAGACCCCAGCCAUCUCCAUGGCUUUGUAGAUGAAAUGCUGUCCCAGCUGUGGAAAGGGGGAUAGGGUGGCUGAGCAGAGGAAAGAAGGGGCUGCCGGCUGAGCUGCUGCCACUCACCAUCCCUCCCUUGCUUGCCUACAGCUGCCAUCCCAGGUUACCAGCAUCCGGCUGAGGGGCUGAGUUCCCACGCUACCCAGUUCUACAUCAACAAAAUUGAUGCCGCUAACAAAGAGCAGAAGCUGGAGGACAAAGGUGAGGGUUAAAAUCUCAGGGUUCUGAAAGCAGUGCCAUCUUGGAACAUUUGGCUUGGCGUUUUGAGAGGGCCCCAUCCUUGCUUAGGGAGAUCUUCUGUGGUGAUAGAUCUAAUCUGUUUACCCAAUGCAAGGUGCUGUUGAGUCCCUAAAGGAAUGCAUGUAUGCUGCUGAUCAGCUCUAGCUGGGGUUGUCUCUCCUGGGCUAAAAUUAUGCACACUCUGCACAAAAGGUUGAAGUCUGCUAUCUGUGUGAAUCAUACAGACCUGUAUUUAUUAUUCCACAUCUUUCUGGUAGCUAUGGGGAAGGGAUAAGAAGCUAUGGAAGGCACCAAGAACCUGGCUGUUGGAAAUCUUAGUUGGGUGUCGUGUCCCAUAGAUGACUUCUCUUAGAAUUCAGCGGCCCUUGUCGGUCCCAAUUCUCAGGAUGCUGAUUUAAGAUUCCCACUACCACAUUUGUGUGGGAUACAAGCAACCCACCCGAAGGAGUGCCAAACGAGCACAAGUUCUGGGGAGGAAAGUACAGUCCUUGGAGCUGGAAUUCCUGGCUUUUCCUCCUCCAGCAUAGCUGACGUUGACCUAUGCUACACAGUUGCAGAAACAGACAAUGGGGCCUGCAGUUGUUCCUUUUCUGCUUUGUCUUGGGUAUCUGUCCCCACACUCCUACACCCAGUCUUUCAUUUUAAGCGGCCUUGGUGGCUUUCCCAUCCGUUACUUGGAGGGCCAGCAUGUGAUCUAGUGGAAUGUUUGGCUGCAAGCUCCGCUUGGGUGACUUUAGAGUGGAGUAAUCUCCUUGGCCUGACCCCAGUUCCAUCCAUGUGAAAUUUGGGCUUAGUAGCAACUUGCUUUGCAGGAUCAUGGUGAGCUAUGAACAAGCUUGCAAAUCUUCCUGCUCACAAAGAAUUGAAACUAGCUUUGAUAAGGAAUUGCCUCCCUCUUCUCUCAUGUUUCUGGCUCCACACACCCUUUCUAUGUUCUUAAACAGGAGAAAGGUGGACUGCCCCUAGUUUGGUGGUGGCCAAUAUGACCAGCCUCUAGAAGUUAUGGUGUACAGCUCCCCUAAUUCUAGGCUAUUGACCUUGCUGGGCUGGAGCUGGUUAUGGUUUCAGUCCACAACUGCUGGAGGCCCCACUACAUUGGCUACCCCUGCUAUGGUUCUUGUUUCUUGGCUGUUUGUUUUUGGCCUGGUGUGUUUAGAUGGGUAGCACCAUCUGUAAACUUCCAUAUCCUUGCAGGAGAUGUCCCUCUUGACCUGACAGAUGAUUGUUCUCUGGCCCUGGUUUGGAAGAACAACGAGAGGAUGAAGGAGUUUGUUCUGGUAGAGUCCAAGGAGCUGGAGUGCGUAGAGGAUCCUGGCUCUGCGAGUGAGGCAGCCAGGGCAGGACACUUCACCCUGGAGCAGUGCCUCAACCUCUUCACCAAGCCAGAGGUGUUGGCCCCAGAGGAGGCCUGGUAAGAAAGGGUUCUCUGUGGGCAGGGACAACUCCCAAAGUGUAUGCAUAAACGUAUACACUGUGCAGCUAGCUUUUGGGUUCAGAUGUCUAGCUUUUGUAGGCUGGGAAAUGGUUACUGCUUCCAAACACUGAAGUGAUAAUAGGAUCAUAGAUUCAUGGAAUUGGGAGGAGACGGCCAAGGGCCAUCUGAUCCAGCCCUCUGCAAUGCAGGAAUCUCAGCUAAAGCAUCCAAGACAGAUGGCCGUCAAGUGCUACACAGUAGGGACUGUUGGGAGUUUGUGGAGAGCCUGAAGAGGACUGAGAGUUCUGUUGAAUUCCUGGGCUCCUCAGGCAUGUCCCACAUACAGUCACGUUCUUCUCUGAAACCACGUCAAGUGGAAGCCCCCUUCUUCCAAUUAAAGAGCUCACAUUCUCCCAUCAGCUGAACGCUGCAUACUGCAGCUGUGAUCAAAGCCUGUUUCUAAACCCUUUGAUCUCAGAAACACAAACAGGAUGCCUUGGUCUUCCGUAGUGCGGCAAAACGGGUUGGUAAAGAGCAGAACUGGCAGCAAAGGAAGCUAACAGACCCCCCCCCUUUUCCCCGCGCAGGUACUGCCCGAAAUGUAAGCAGCACCGUGAGGCAUCCAAGCAGCUCAUGCUGUGGCGCCUGCCCAACGUCCUCAUCAUACAGCUCAAGCGCUUCUCCUUCCGCAGCUUUAUUUGGAGAGACAAGAUCAACGACAUGGUGGAUUUCCCAGUGCGGUGAGGAGAUGCUGCUGCGCUUUGUGUUCCUUUGCUCCCACUUGGACUUCACACAGGAAAGUCCAAGGAAAGCAUCUCCCUCCACUCCAGGCCUGGCUGCAGUGCCGGGCCCUGUCUUAGCACCAAGGGUGUUUAGCACUCUAUGCUCAGGCUAUGCUUGUCAACUCUUUUCUCUGCAUUUACGUCCCAUGUGGCAAGGAGGCAGCCUAAUUGGCCACCCCGUUGUUUGGAAGGGAGGGCGGAACUGAAGUUGGGCUAAAUCUUUUGGGAGGGGCAGGAAGCAUAGGCUGGUGGUGCCUUCAUGUUGAGGCCACAGCACAUUCCUCUUUCACAGGUGAGAGCCUGCUUCAUCGGAUGCAUGUGGUGGUCAAACGUGCAUCCUUAGGUCCUCAGUUGUGGUGCAUGUGUAUCCACCAUGUGUCUGAUGAAAGCAGGCUCAAGCUACUGCUAAGUAAACUUGAUCCAUGCUGCAACCAAGUCCAGUGGCUGCUCUUCUGAAAUCUGCCCGUUUUGAGCAGAGCAAGCUAGGAACACCUCGCUCCCCAGUCCUUAGUUUGUUGGGAUAGGGAACUCAGCCCACUUCUCAAAGCAAUCUGCAGACUUCUUCUAUUGCCUGGCUUGAAACACAUAUAGCUAGGACAAGUGAAGACAGCUGUGUACCUUAUUCCUAUCUCUGUCCCCAGGAGUCUGGACCUGAGCAAGUUCUGCAUUGGCCAGAAGGAUGAGCAGCAGCUGCCCAUGUAUGACCUGUAUGCAGUUAUCAACCACUACGGGGGCAUGAUUGGCGGACACUACACAGCCUAUGCGCGGCUGCCCAGUGACAAGAACAGCCAACGCAGUGAUGUGGGUGAGUUGCCGGGGCGGGCUUCGUGUGGUCUGGUAGCCAUCGAUUGUCUAGCCAAGUUCCAGCCGUUGACGUAGAAUCUUCUCAGAGACCUACACAAGGAGAAAGAUCUUGGCUAGGGCACUCAUUGCUGCUUUGAUAAGGCAUCAAUGAGGAAGUAGCAGGGUCUUCCUCCAUAGUCAGUGCUGAAUGUUUCAGGUGCAAGGGAGGAGAAGGCUUCACAUUUUAAGUAGGAUUUAGGGCAAGAAAAGGCUUUCUCCUCAGCACAGCUUGGCCUCCGCCACUCAUUUGCAAAGAAAAAUCACUGCCCUUCCUCCUUUAUGAUGGGAGAGGUCUUGAUGCAGUGGUGCACAUGCACAGUCAAAAAGAGCUGGACCCCUCUGUACUAGUAAGUUCCAGGGAGAUUGUUCUGAAUACUUUGUUAUUGCUUCCUCAGCCUUUCAAGAUUGAAUUUAGAGCCAGGUCCUCACAUGGUAGGAUUUUGGAAGACUCUGGGAAGCAGGUCUAAUUUGAGUGUUUUAAGGAUAUACAGUGGUACCUUGGAAGUCAAACGGAAUCCGUUCCGGAAGCCCGUUUGACUUCCGAAACACUGGGAAACCAAGACACAACUUCCAGUUGGCUGCAGGAAGGUCCUCCAGCCAAUCAGAAGCCGUGUCGCACGUUCGGGUUCCAAAGAACGUUCACAAACGAAAACACUCACUUCUGGGUUUGCGGCAUUCAGGAGCCAAAACAUUCAACUUGCAAGGCGUUUGGGAUCCAAGGUACGACUGUAUUGUUUGUUUUAUUUUGAGUAACAUCGUAUAGAAGUGUUUUCUAAGCAGAAUCUUUUUCUUCUUCUCUGUUCUGCAUGUGAGCAGUCUUGACCAGUCGGGUUGGUAGCUGGUUACUUUUUACUUCAAGAAAUGAGAUACCGUUCUGGCACUCAUGGCUUGUAGACAUGUAAGCAUUGUGGGCCAACGACCUUGCCAUUCAUGGGAAUAGGGCUGCCAUGCCCUCACUCCCUUCUCCUUCCUAACUUCCAGUCAGUUUGUUUAUCCCAUUGCUUGGGAAUUUGCUGACAGUGGGAUUUGGUGGAAGGGAAUCUGAUGAAUCCCCAAUACAUGCUCCCCUCGACAAUUAAAUACACCGAAGAAUAAAUAGUCGAUUUAGGACUUGUGAAUAUGACAGUAGUAUUAGAGAGUGUCCAUGUAGGUGGGGAAAAAUUUCAUAGGUUCACGUAGUGACAGGGUCCCACUUGCCAGCUUCAUCGCUCUCAGUUAAUUCUGGGGUAUCCUGGCAUCUUUGCAAAUCCCCCCAAGUCUGCUAACCUCUGCCAGGGAAGCGGCACCCAUGAAUGCACAUUGGACAGCAAGGCAAGGCUGUAGGAGCCUACCGCAUUGGUAGGCUGUGGGCUAAAUUUGGGUGAGUGCACUGGGUAGCUCUUUCCUGAUGCAUGGGAGACCUGGAGACUGCGCUUGUCUUCCUGCAAGAGUGAAGGACAGGUGAGGAUCAGGCAGUGUUGCCUCACCAGUGGGUCACAGAGCUUGGUGUGCUUAUCCCUUCCUUGUCCCCUUUCACAGGAUGGCGGCUCUUCGAUGACAGCACCGUCACCACAGUGGAUGAAAGCCAGGUGGUGACGCGAUACGCCUACGUGCUCUUCUACCGCCGACGAAACUCUCCAGUGGAGAGACCCCCACGGGGGCCACCGCAUCCCUCAGACCCUCGGGCCGACAUGGCCCCAUCUGCCGAGGCAGCAGCCAAUCAGGUGAGGGCUUUUGGGGGGGGGAGCUGCCUGUCUUCCCCGCCUCGAAGUGUUGCCUUGGCCUGCUAACGGGCCUCGCUACUGCUGAUAGAGGAGCCUAGGGACUCCUGGCUCCCCCUCACAGCUCUGGCUGGGCUGUGGGCCUCCUUCCAACAGUUGUGUCCUGGAAAAAUGACAAGCAUUCAAGGCUGUCAGGGGAAGGUCUUGAUAGAAACAGAGAGGCCCUUCUUAAGAACAGGAAGGCUGCCCUGAGUCGAACGCGCCUGCAGGUGGGUGGGGAAUUGGCUGGAGGAGAAAGGUCCCCUCAAUAUGGAGGGUGCCGGCUUCAGAGUUGUGGGUGACAGUAGCAAGUUCCGUGCAAAAUAAGCUGAUGAGGGAAUGGUGCCAGAGAAACAGCAAUUCCAUGGUUCCUGAGCGGCCAAGGUGUCAUACUUUAAGGGGCCUGAUUCCAGCACUGUGGACUGCUGUGCACUCGGCGCUGCUGUUGGCUUGAGAGCCUCUCCUUUCUCUUUCCCCUCCACUCUGUUCCCAGCCAUUAACAUGGUAGGGACUGGGGAGAUGGAAGGCCAGCACUGUGCUUUCUGAGGCAAUGCCAGCCACCUGGGUUGGGGGCACUGGCAUCUCCUGGGGUUCUGCCAUGUGGUGUGGUGGCAUCUUGCCCAGGACAGCUUCCUGGGCAGGGGUUAAGCUCCGAAGCUGUGCUGCGGGGCAGGCCGCAUUGUUCUUGCCCUUUCUUGCUGGAGCUGGGCGGUGUGUUUUGCCCCUGGCCACCUGCCCAGCAAGCCAAGACCGAUUGGAACCACAUGGCCUACUUGGGAGGAGAGGAUGCAGACAGAUCCAUUCAGAGAAGCUGCCAGAGGGGCCUGUGUGCCUUAAGCCAAGAUUCCCUUUGUGCCUGUGGACUCUGGCAGCUGACCCGUGCAGCGAAACUGGCGCCUCAAACCAGCUAUAAAACAUCACCCUCCCCAACCAGCUUUAGAAUAUGGGAGGCCUGGAAGCAGCAGGAACCCCCUGUGCCCAGAUCCCAAGGGAUGGAGUGGGGAAGAUAAGACAGAUUCUGCCCGCCUUUAAACCUCUAUCUAGGAAAUCACAGUGAUUGGAUGACUGGUCUGAAUGAUCUUUCUGUACGUGGAAGAGCUGGUCUGUGACUGGUUACUCUGCAACUAACUCCUGUGCAACUGUGUCGUUAUUGUUGUGGUUUUUUAAAAAAAAAGAAAAAGAAACAAGAGUGAUUAUGAUUGGCUGCCAUCUCUGAAUGUUCCUCAUGGUUUUUCCACUUGCCAAAGCUGAGCUGUUGAUUAGCUGUCAUCCUUCCGAAAGAUCCUCAUGUUCCCACCUGCAAGCGCUUGGAUGUGACUGCCUGCCAUCAGAUCCUCAUGUUGUCACCAGCAAAAGCUCAACUGCGAUUGGCUGUUUAUGAAUGAUCCUCGUGUUCUCACCCAGUGUGGCUGAAUGAUCCAGUGCAUUUGCGCAUACAAGGAAGUCUGGGCUGUGAUGACUUUGGUGACUGGGUCUUUUGAAAGGAUUGAGCUGGUGCUGACGCUUGCAGACAGGGGGGGAAGAACUCUGACCCCAGCCAGCCAGCCAGCAUGGAUGCCUCACUCUGACAAGCUGGGGCUCGCUUGCCCUCCAUCCUUCUGUGGCUUGUGCUGCUCACUCUGUCCCUGGGAGGCCCCCGUAUCUGAACUGCUGGAGCUGUAUAGCGAGGGGGGGCAGAAAAUCUGUGGGGCCGCGGCCGUGGGAAAGGUGCGCUUGCAGGCAGGCUGUUCCGGGCAGGGGCAGGGCAGCGUGUGGGUGACUGAGGGGUUUGCCGCUGUGUUCUCACCAAGUGCUGACGCAGGUUUCCACAUCGCAGGCUUCUCUGCUCUGGCAGGAACUGGAGGCUGAAGAGGAAGCUGCCAGGAGGCUGAUGAGGAGCCCUUGGAGGUCUUGCAGCCGAAGAACAAGGCACCUCGCCCCAGACUGUCCCGAUGAAGGCCGUGUCCGAUACUUUGUCCUGGGCACCAUGGCAGCCAUUGUGGCCCUCUUACUGAAUGUUUUCUACCCACUCAUCUAUCAGACCCGCUGGAGGUAGUAGCAGCAGCAGCAGCAGAAAUGGCACCCAGAAGGAGGGUAGCUCACUCGCCUCAGCCUUGGCUCUCCUCCAAUUACACCUUUGUGACGAAGGCCUUGGAUGCUCCCUGCCAGGGUGGGUGCAAGAAGAAGCCCUAGUGCCAAUGCCUCCCCAUCAAGAAGCCCUCAAGUCUAGGACCUGCUCUCUCCUGCUUGGCCCGUGUCCCACAUGGAUUGGCAACUGGGAAAAGGCCCUUUAAAGCGCUGCGGCCUUGUAAGACUUUGGCCCGCGUGAAUCACACCUGUGAACUCCAGCAGAGGCUGCAGAGCUACAAACAUUAGUCUCUCUAACUGGAUGGGAAUCUGUUGGUCUUGGCCAUUCCCUGCCUUGCAAUUGUUCCUCUGUAUUGGGUCUACAGCUGCCCCCUGCCCAAUGUGCCUAAUAGUUGAAGGUCAUGACCUCUUACCCAGUUGGGCAUCAGCGCCGUGAUUGGAGGCAGGGUGGAAAAGAAGUCCCCGGGCAUCUGUUCCCUCAUUGUUUGAGGGAGUGAGAAUGUAUUGCUGACUCUUCCGAAUAUUGAUGGAUUAGGUUCCCUCACCAGGAUAGUGUUGGCUUUCAGCCAACUGCAUCAUCAUCUUUUUUGUUUUGUUUUAUGGCAUCUUACAAAUCUUUCUAUCGAGACGUGAGACCACAGUUCAGCUAAAUGUUCUUUAGCGCAGGGCCCCAGCUAAAGAGAAGACACUACUUCGACUUGCCUCACAGCUCCCGUACCUGUUUCUGAACGCUUAGGCAAUGUCUGCGUGCACACGAGGAAACAGAAGUGUGGCUCUGGCGUCAGAGUGGCCUCGUGUUCUUUUAAUCUGGCCCGGCGGGCUGUGUGGCUUUUCCAGUGCAGUGCAGGAUCCCUCUGGUGCCUCUUUGACUACAGGUUCAAUCCUGAGUACCCCGAUUUAGGCUCUUGGCUGUGGCCAGAUAAGUAAGAGAGAGCUUGUGAUCCUAGGUCUUAUUCUUCGCGACACCCCUUCCUUGGUUUGUGUAUCUUUAUUGUUUGUUGUUAAUAUUACACUCAUAAACAUUACGCAACUCUAACAUCAUCUUGCACAUUCUUCCCAGCACUUUUCAGAGAGGCUCCCCCACCCACCCCCGUCCCUUUCGUUGCAGGGAGGGAAAGGGAUAUGGCCUUGUCUCCAGUGCCCAGUUUUCAGGUUGUCUGUGCUGGUACUCCUGCUGUGCCCCAGGAAGUGGGCAGUCUCUAGCCGCACCAGUGCCAAAGAGCACAGCCUGAUCCAUGUGCAAUUCUGGUGAAGACGUCCCGACCCUAAGGAAGUCAUUCUUCCAGCUGGGUGGAUAAAGGCAUUGCAUUGUGCUGUGGGAAAGCUUUCACUGUGUAUUUAUUUAUUGUAUUUAAUAAACCUAAGCUGUUCUAAAGAGAUAUGGAUGGGCUCCUUUCUUUCCCCAGCUGCUCCUUUCUUUCAGCACCUGCUUUCUAAAUUUAACGGGGGUUCUGCGCGUCCACACAUGUAUCUUCCCGCUGGCUCCCAAGCCUGUCCAGUUUUAGCUGCUGUUGCUACUGGUUCACAAGGGGAACCAAGGAAUUGGUUGGGCCGCUCGUUGAAUUGUAGCGAAAUAGUACUGGCUAAAUUCUUUUGGUGGUGAUAACUCUGUAGCUCUGUGUGUUCUGUAGUUUGGUGCAAAGCUCACUUUGCUGUAUGAGAGUUUCAGUGUUUGUGCAAAAUAAGAAACAAGUUAUUAGCCUGGAUAUCUUCAAAGAAGAGUUCCAGAAGUGCAUGGGCAAUGUCUAGUGAAAUCUGUAGAAGAGGAACUCAGUGGGAUUUCAAGUCACUGGUUAGGGUAGCUUUUUUGCCCUUCCCCAUUAUUUGCAGAAGCAGGAUACACAAGCUACAUGCCCUUUUGCAAACUAUAUGUUGAUGAUGAUGAUGAUGAUGAUGAUGAUGAUGUGGGUCACAGAGUGUAGGUUUCCUUGGCACGCGAUCCUUGGGGUGGUGGGGCAGUUUUGUGUAAAGUACAAAACCCGGCUCUAGGCGGAUAGCUGACUCUUCAAGCCUGGAGCAGGAGAGAAUUAUGAGUAAGGCUUUGUAUGUAUUACACUCAGAAAUACUGAUUUCUUCCUAAAAUUUCCUAAGAUUUGACUGUUCAAUAACACCAGUUCGUAUUUAGGUGCCUGCCUACCAGACACCAUGUUUAAUUGUGCCACUUAAUUGAACAAUAUACUGAUGAGACUAGCUGUAACUGCUCACACUGAAGGGACUGAUCUGGCUUGCAUUACUGAAACUUGGGUGAGUGAGCUGGAUGGGCCCCUCUGGUUAAUAGUACUGCACCAGGCCAGACUGGGGGCAUCAAGGGUGGCAGUGGUUUUACUGGGGAUUAAAGGCACCAUCUCCUUUGCCAUAAAACUUAUUGGUGUUGGGAAAGGCUUAGGGGGUUUGUCCCCAGUGUUGGGCUAGAGAGACAGAUUGGGAUGCUGCUGGUCUCUAGAAUGCCCCCCCCCCGAUUCCCAGUAGUGUCCCUGAUCAGGCUGGUUGAGGUGUUGGAGUGACUACACUAUCCAUGCAUAGACUGCUGCUGAGCUGGCUCAAGACUUCAUGACCUCUUGACAGCCAUGGCUCUCUCUCACAUGGUCACUGGCCCAACACACCAGGCAGGGCACACUCUUGAUGUAGUCUUUGCUCCAAGUGAUGAUAAGAGGGAUGGACCAAGGAGGUGAGCAAUGAUGCAAUCCCUUGUCAUGGUCGAACCAUUAUCUGGUAUAUAAAGCGCUUAACAGCUUGGCACCAGGUUACUUGUGAGAUUGCCUUACCUCAUAUGUGUCCACUUGACUGCUUUGAUUUGCAGAUCUGGCACUGUUAACAGGUGCCACAUAAUACUCGUUCCCGCAUUUGUAAGAAAUCAAUCUUGUAGUGCGGCGGCAGCCACACUUGGGAACUCUCUGCCUAUUGACAUCAGCCAGUACUUCACUGUACUCUUUCUGGUGCCUGCUGAAAACAUUUCCGUUUAGGCAAGCCUGUCCAGACAUGUGGAAAUCCGACAUGCUUUUUAAACUGGGUUUUACCUUAUUUUAUAUUUUGAUUAUUUUUGAAUGCUUUAAACAGCUGUUUGGUAACCAUUUUUUUUAACAUAAUUGUAACGUUUUGCAUUUGUAAACUGCUCCGAGGUUUUUCUUGCAAUCAAGCAGGAUAUAAAACUCAUGAACAAAGUCAAUGAAUAAGGUUUAUAUUUAUAUGAACUCUUUCCCCGAACUCUGUUUCCGGACCUUCAAACAUUGUGCAUAUAGAGAUUUCAUAUUGGAAACAAGACAAGAAGCUUCUUCCACGGCAGGGAGACGUUUGUACCCUUUGCGGCUGCUCUCUAACGCUUUGUUCUGUUUGCAGGGAAUUAGCUCGCCACCCUUUGGAACCAACCUGGCCCCUGAAGUUGCUCCCGCACUGGCACCAGAGGGGGUCGCAGAGCACCCCGCUCCAUCCUACAGCAACAUGGAGGAAGUUGACUAA